AUGCUUGAAACCAGCUAUCAAGCGCUAGCCAGCGCAGCAAGCGGACCAACCGGCAAAGUCUGCGACUUUGUGGCCUUCGUUGAAUUGGACGACUUGCGACAGGAGAGAAUAAACGCAAAGCAUCUCAUCCUCGAUGGCAUAGCGUGCGCUUUGGUAGGUGCACAGCUGCCAUGGAGCCGCACAGCAACGAAAGCUAUUCUCGAGAUGGAAGGGUCUGGCAAUUAUUGCACAGUCUUAGGCCGGAAUCAAAGACUCAAUCCCAUGAGCGCGACAAUCCUGAAGGGCACCUCUCCGUCGAAGGCUUUGAGCUUGACUGACGACAACCUCAGCGGAUGGCACAUCCGAGUCACAGAAGAUUUGGGGAAAGGGUAUACGAAGUCUCCGGCCCAAGGAUUUACGAUGAUGCGCUUUCCAAUGAGGGGAUCCGCAGCAAGUGGGCAAUGCUGGCUGAUAGCGUUCUGGACGCCGAAGGGAAGGCCCAGGCUGAAGAGAUCGUGGUGA
Letharia columbiana is the source of this 501-nucleotide messenger RNA. RefSeq lists its product as uncharacterized. Bases 1 to 501 code for a protein of 166 amino acids. NCBI's taxonomy places the organism in Eukaryota, Fungi, Ascomycota, Lecanoromycetes, Lecanorales, Parmeliaceae. Gene Ontology annotation, molecular function: lyase activity. The transcript has a single exon. The record is from RefSeq and is a predicted model, not a curated record.